CGGUCGGUAUAUUUUUCAGAAAUUUCAUCAGUUCGCUUGAAUUCCUGCAAAAUUUCGCAAAAGUAAUAAACAUGCCGUUCAUCGUCGUGGAAACCGAUAAUGCUCAGGGCGGGAAGGAGCUUUCCGUCGUCCCGGAGAAAUGGACACGGAAUACCAAGAGCGGGAAAAUCAUUUUCUGGUCGAAUGCGAAAAACAUCGCUGAGCAGGAGAAAUUGCUUCGGGAUGAAAACAGCUGCCCGAAAAAAUCGUGGCUGAAAUAUAAGUGCACGGUAAGGCGCAGCCCGACGAAAUCCUUUGCCGAAGCGAAGCGUUUAUUGGAAGAGCUGUCCGGGGAAUCAUCUUCUGACGUUACAGAGCUGGUACGUCGCAAGAGAAAGGCGAAUAAUCGGGAAAACAACUUCCAGAAAAUGCUUGUUCUGGAAAAUACGCCUCCUGCUACCCACCAAACACCCCCGCAGACUAUGAACGUACGUGAUGAAAUCUUCCUUCCAGUAGCAGCAUCAUCCCAAGCCACACCAGCUGUUGUCAUUACGCCGAACUCUGAAACCAACUUCCAUCAAGAAAAUCAGAAAGCCCAAUAUCGGAUGCAUUCACUUGAAUUCAUCUCACCCAAGAUAUCGCCAUAAGGCCCAUCAUCGAACGAAUCCUCAUCAUCCCCAAGAGUCGUUAUAUUCGCUGGCAUCAUCAUCGGAAUUGUCUUGAUCGGACGGAGAUGUGUACAUCGGGAUAUCGUCGUCGGUUUCCCUUUUGUUCGGACCGGUUUUAGACGUAGUCGGUUCUUGACUUCCUACAAAAAGUAAAGCGUGAAUGUGAAUAAAGAAAAAGCCAUGAAAUUGUUUAUAUUACCAGUCUGCGAUUCAUUUUCCUUUUUCCAUUUUGCAAGCAGUUUGUUCCGAUGAUAAUAGA
Messenger RNA from Toxorhynchites rutilus septentrionalis, 906 nucleotides. RefSeq lists its product as uncharacterized. Bases 72 to 626 code for a protein of 184 amino acids. The transcript has 2 exons. The record is from RefSeq and is a predicted model, not a curated record. NCBI's taxonomy places the organism in Eukaryota, Metazoa, Arthropoda, Insecta, Diptera, Culicidae.